UGAUUUUGUGCCUUUGAUGUUGAAGUGAUGUAGGAUAGACCAUGUUUGCUCUUCCUUUUCUAGUGGCCUAACAGUUGUGAAUGUACACAUCUGUAUUGAUCUGUGCUGAAGGACAUGCAGAGAGUUUCCCACGCUGCUCUGUGUGAGGCUGUUUGGUUUAGUUAGAGAGAGGAGCAGCCACAAUGGACAGGCUGGUUGGAUGUCCCACAGCUUUGUCAAUCUCAAAGUUGGCUUCAAACUUCAGACAAUAUAGUAGAAAAUAAAUAUAUUGUUGAUUAUUUGUGACGGAUAUUGUGAUAGUGAUAUGAUUCAUAAUUUGUACGACUUUGCUACGAUCAAAAUCAUAAAGAUUUGACAAACAAAAAAUGUUCUCAUCUAAAGAGCAGAUUCUUUUUUGCCAUUGACAUUUCAAUCACAAUUCUGCUUUAACACAUUUUUUUUUUUAUCAAGUAAUUUGAGUUGUUCAUAUGUUUGAAUUUGGUCGUGUUUUGUGAUUAAUUGUGCAGCCUGACACAGCAGUGGGGGACUCACUGCUGUUUAGAAGUCGACUCUCUCUAAUUUAAAACCUCCAGGGAAGAGAAUAAACAGAGCUAAUGACUUUCAAGGGAGAGGAAAGAGGUUUCCCUGUGACAUUUACUUUCUUCCAACUUAGUUCCCAGAUUGUUCAAAAAAAUCAGGAAACCCCUCAUAUGUCGGUGCAGUUUUUAUUCAAUUACUAUCUAUCCCUGAGAUUCCCUCUGAAAACUGAGCUGUUUUCAUGUCCAUCGUGGUAUUUCAGUAAUAAGGGACUUGCCACAGUAUAGCCCACUUGCCUAAUGCAUCUGUCUGCCUUUUAAGCUUCAUUACAUCCAUUCAGACUUCCUGCACAUGUGUCAUACCCUUACUGAUCACUUGUUUGUGAAUUGCUUUGUGGCUCAGUCUGUUGUGAACAGUAAUCUUUUUUGCACAGAGUCACCAUAUCCUACACCUUCUGCCUGUGAUUGAGUGCUUCCUCUGUCAGUUUUGCCGCUGUCCCUAUUGUGGCGACAACACUGAGCCCUCUCUUCCUCAUUUUGCUAUUUUUCAUGUCAAGGAUUCAGUUUCCUGUUUCUCGGGGAACAAUGGAGUUCAGUCGUCGUACUAAAAUGUGCAGAUAUCUUGAUAUAAAUGUUGGCAUAAGCAAGCGAUUAGCAAGUGAACAACUCACAGCACUGGAUGUGAUCCUUCAGUAGUUAUUUUCCCUCAUUUGUGCAUCAAGGAAUGAAGAGUAGAGGAGCGAUCGAGUUGCACAACAAAGUUGUUGUGUUGGCUUUAAACAACGGUGUAGAGGCAUGGCAGAGCAGAGGUCACUGAGGUGUCAGGAUUUCCUAAAGCUGGCCGGAGGAGUGAUCCUGGGAGUGGCCCUGUGGCUCCGCCAUGACAGUCAAACUGGCAACCUCCUCAUACUGCAGUUUGAAGGCCAUCAAGCACCAGGCACAUUCUAUAUCAGUGUGUACAUACUGAUUGCUGUAGGAGCUGUGAUGAUGCUUGUUGGCUUCCUGGGAUGUUACGGUGCCAUUCAGGAAUCUCAGUGUUUGCUGGGGACAUUCUUCUUCUUUUUGGUGAUCCUCUUUGCCUGUGAAGUGGCUGCAGCAAUAUGGGGUUUCAUGAACAGGGACACAAUCUCCAAAGAACUGAUCAACUUCUAUGACUCUGCAUACAUCAAGGCUGUGGAUGUCUCUGGGUCUCCCAGUAAAGACGCUGCUGUCAAGGUCCUGGAUGUUUUCCACAGUACGCUCAACUGCUGUGGUAAAGGAGAUGACACAGCACUCUUCAAACAAGUUGCCACGACGUUGUGUCCAGGAAAGUCUGCAGAAGAUUUUCUGAAAUCUCAGAGCUGUCACGAUAAACUGAUCGAGCUGUUUUCAGAGAAGCUUCACCUGAUUGGUCUGGCUGCCUUGGUGGUUGCUGUCAUCAUGAUCUUUGAGAUGAUCUUCACCAUGGUGCUCUGCUGUGGGAUCCGUAACAGCCCUGGAGUGUACUAGGAGUCCAGCCAACAAGCAGCAACAGGACAUGGAAUUAGUUUACCAUGUGCCAGCUCUUUUUUCCUUUUGAUUAUAACACAUGUCUUGAUAGAUAUCUCUCCUUUUUGUUUUAGAUUAGAAAUAACAAAUUGUUGUAUUUUUUUGCUAACACUUAAUCUAUCAUCGCUCUGUUUUCUUACACACAGAAAUGUCGCGUCUGUCAGAGUCUUUAUUUAUCAUACAAACCUUCAGGAAUCUUCGAUAUUUACAGUAUGUGCGUGUGAAAUGUUUUCUCUCAUUGAACUUAAAGCUGUUGGAUGUAUAAAUUGUAUAAAUAUAUAAAUAUGUACUACAUUUGUACUGUUCAAUAUCUCCCCUGAUUGUGUGCGUGUGUGUGUCACAGUAUAAUUUAAGCAGCAGGGUUUUGUGAUCUAAGGUUCUGUCUUACUUUCUACUCAAACAUCACGUGUUGUUUUGUGCUUCAUUAACUUGUGAAAUAGUCCUUUAAUUGUGACUGUGCUACAUUUAAUCACUUGUUUUUUUAUGUAUAUAUAUAUAUAUAUAUAUAUAUAUAUACACACACAUAUAUAUUAAUGCUAAGAAAUGAUCGUGAUGUCACUUUGCUUGUACUGCUACAACCUUUUCUUCAUUUGUGAUGCUUUAAGAUGAAGAAAAAGGUGCCGUGUCUUCACGUUUUUAAAACAAAAUUGUGACUUUAUAUAUUCAUUACUUUUAGAGGCUUCUCUAUUUUCCAAAAUAAGAAGUAAAUAAAAAGAUACAGAAAAUAAACACAUUUUGAGUAUCAGAA
Molecule: messenger RNA, 2790 nt
Organism: Solea senegalensis (Senegalese sole)
Lineage: Eukaryota; Metazoa; Chordata; Actinopteri; Pleuronectiformes; Soleidae
Product: CD81 protein-like
Exons: 8
Coding region: 1311-2003 (230 amino acids)
Cellular component (GO): membrane
Source: RefSeq, a predicted model, not a curated record